AUGGCCCUUGCAGCUCGUCAUCCAAAUCUACACAACUCUCAUAAGAACCGCCAUCACCAAACGUCGCAGCUCUCCUCACAGUCUCCUCCCUCACCACCCGCCAGGAUACUGCGUCAUCCAUCACCAGUCCGAUACCAGUCUACUCCUCCUUCGUCUCGCUGCUUCGCCGACAUACUCGACCCUAACCUUAACUUCUCAGACGACAAUGGCGACAGGUCGAACGACGUCGACCUACAGGUUAAACUCGCUCUGAUCGAUCUGCUCAACUGCAGCGACAUCAAGACAGAUCAGGAAUCUCGCCUAUGGGUGCAGAACAAACUGAUGGACACCGAACACCGAUUAAAGGCCAGACGGAGAAGCAGGGUCUUGCACUGCUAG
Microsporum canis CBS 113480 is the source of this 378-nucleotide messenger RNA. RefSeq lists its product as hypothetical. The coding region runs from base 1 to 378 and encodes 125 amino acids. The record is from RefSeq and is a predicted model, not a curated record. The transcript has a single exon. Lineage: Eukaryota; Fungi; Ascomycota; Eurotiomycetes; Onygenales; Arthrodermataceae.